Engraulis encrasicolus (European anchovy) is the source of this 1671-nucleotide messenger RNA. RefSeq names its product tubulin beta-3 chain. Gene Ontology annotation, biological process: mitotic cell cycle; microtubule cytoskeleton organization. Lineage: Eukaryota; Metazoa; Chordata; Actinopteri; Clupeiformes; Engraulidae. The record is from RefSeq and is a predicted model, not a curated record. The transcript is spliced from 4 exons. Gene Ontology annotation, molecular function: structural constituent of cytoskeleton; GTP binding; GTPase activity. Gene Ontology annotation, cellular component: microtubule; cytoplasm. The coding region runs from base 98 to 1447 and encodes 449 amino acids.
CUGAUGACCUGCGGCUGCAUGAAAAGCACAGCCAGCUCCUGUAAUACUUUUAGCUGGCUAUUCCAGAGGACACAUUCGCCUCCGUUGAGUAGACACAAUGAGAGAAAUCGUCCAUCUUCAAGCUGGCCAGUGCGGCAAUCAAAUUGGAACAAAGUUUUGGGAGGUGAUUAGUGAUGAGCAUGGUAUUGACCCAGCUGGAAACUUUGUCGGAGAUUCAGAUCUGCAGCUGGAGAGAAUCAACGUAUACUACAACGAGGCAUUUACCAACAAGUAUGUCCCCAGAGCCAUCAUGGUGGAUCUGGAGCCUGGAACCAUGGACAGUGUCCGCUGCGGAACUUUUGGACAGCUUUUCAGACCAGACAACUUUAUUUUUGGCCAAAGUGGGGCAGGGAACAACUGGGCCAAAGGCCACUACACAGAGGGAGCAGAGCUGGUGGACGCGGUGCUGGACAUAGUGAGGAAGGAGUGCGAGAACUGUGACUGCCUGCAGGGCUUCCAGCUCACCCACUCGCUGGGCGGGGGCACCGGCUCGGGCAUGGGCACCCUGCUCAUCAGCAAGGUCCGGGAGGAGUACCCCGACCGCAUCAUGAACACGUUCAGCGUGGUGCCCUCGCCCAAAGUCUCGGACACUGUGGUGGAACCAUACAAUGCCACCCUCUCCAUCCACCAGCUGGUGGAGAACACGGAUGAGACCUACUGCAUCGACAACGAGGCGCUGUACGACAUCUGCUUCCGCACGCUCAAGCUGCCCACCCCCACCUACGGCGACCUCAAUCACCUGGUCUCCUCCACCAUGAGCGGGGUCACCACCUCUCUCCGCUUCCCCGGACAGCUCAACGCCGACCUGCGUAAGCUGGCCGUGAACAUGGUGCCUUUCCCCCGCCUGCACUUCUUCAUGCCCGGCUUCGCCCCCCUGACAGCCAGGGGCAGCCAGCAGUACCACGCCCUGACAGUGCCCGAGCUCACGCAGCAGAUGUUUGAUGCCAAGAACAUGAUGGCGGCCUGCGACCCGCGCCACGGCCGCUACCUCACCGUCGCCGCCAUCUUCCGCGGCCGCAUGUCCACCAAGGAGGUGGACGAGCAGAUGCUGGCUGUGCAGAGCAAGAACAGCAGCUACUUCGUGGAGUGGAUCCCCAACAACGUGAAGGUGGCCGUGUGCGACAUCCCGCCCAGGGGCCUCAAGAUGUCCUCUACCUUCAUCGGCAACAGCACGGCCAUCCAGGAGCUCUUCCGGCGCAUCUCGGAGCAGUUCACCGCCAUGUUCCGCCGCAAGGCCUUCCUGCACUGGUACACGGGCGAGGGCAUGGACGAGAUGGAGUUCAGCGAGGCCGAGAGCAACAUGAACGACCUGGUGUCCGAGUACCAGCAGUACCAGGACGCCACCAUAGACGAGGAGGGUGAAAUGUACGACGAAGAUGACGAGGAGGAAUCAGAGGCUCAGGAUUAAGGAGUGGCCUGUCGAGACAACAAUCGUGCUGGACAUUCAAAGAAUCACAGUGUCUUAUAGGACCAAAAAAUAUACCUCCCUGCCUUAUCCUUUCUCUAUGUCUCCUUCUUGCUUCGUACAGUUUGUUUUAAGCGUUCCUUCUUAAACUCACCAAAUCCACGCUCGACCAGUAAUUAAUGACUGUUGUACACACAUGUUCAUAUGUUGAUGUAAGUACUGACUGA